Oryzias latipes (Japanese medaka) is the source of this 2641-nucleotide messenger RNA. The record is from RefSeq and is a predicted model, not a curated record. NCBI's taxonomy places the organism in Eukaryota, Metazoa, Chordata, Actinopteri, Beloniformes, Adrianichthyidae.
AGGAUUAGCGGCCGCUCGACGAAGCGAAGUUUGGUUUUAACGAUCCCGGAAACGACCACGUUCCUCUAAAAUGCCAUAUUAACGGUGGAAAGGAGAACCCGGUUAAGCCUGAGGCAGGUUCCGCGGUCCACACCGACAGCAGCGUCACAAUGAUGUCAGAGUACGAACCCACGGAGGCGGAGAGCGGCUUGCCCGAACCGGAGCCCAACGGCGGCGGCGGCGGCGGCCGUUCCCCGGACCCGUCCGGCGGCACCCUCUUCUUCGACGACGGCCUCCGGAUCGGGCGGGGGCUCGCAGCGAACCCCGGAGGCGCCGUGCGCAUGUCGGACUCCCGCGAGAGCGUCCUGACCGAGCUGGAGACGGAGGGCUCCGGCGAGGAGGCGCUGCUGCUGCCCUGCCUGGCAGGGAGCUCGUCUCCCAGGGACAAGAAGCGGAACCGGCGGAACCGACACAGCUCGUCCUCCGAUAAGGACACCGUAGCCUCCCCAGGGGCACACGGCGGAGACUUCAACCAUUUCCCCGAAGACCCUGAGUUCGCAGACAUCAUCCAAAGGGCGGAGCAAGCCAUAGAGGGCGGCGUCUGUCCUGAGAGGAUUUCCCAGGGUUCCAGUGGGAGCUACUUCGUCAAAGACUCCAAAGGGAAAAUCAUCGGCGUGUUCAAACCAAAGUCAGAAGAACCGUACGGUCACCUGAACCCAAAAUGGACCAAAUACUUUCAUAAGCUCUGCUGUCCGUGCUGCUUCGGCCGAGGCUGUUUGCUGCCCAACCAGGGUUACCUGUCGGAGGCCGCCGCGUCUCUGGUCGAUACCAAACUGGGCCUCGGAGUGGUGCCGAAAACCAAGGUGGUGUAUUUGGCGAGCGAGACGUUCCACUACAGCGCGAUCGACAGAGCAAAGUCCAGAGGGAAGAAGUACGCCCUGGAGAAAGUCCCCAAGGUGGGACGCCGCUUCCACAGAGUGGGCCUGCCUCCAAAGGUGGGCUCGUUCCAGCUGUUCGUGGAGGGUUAUCGCGAGGCGGACCACUGGCUGCGGCGCUUCGAGGCGGAGCCUCUGCCGGAGAACACCAGGAAGCAGCUGCAGUCCCAGUUUGAGCGGCUGGUGGUGCUGGACUACGUGAUCAGGAACACAGAUCGAGGAAACGACAACUGGCUGAUCAAGUACGAAAAUCCAGGAGAGAGCGGCGAGGGGCAGAAAGACCAAUCAAUGAGCGUCCUUGUUCCUGAAUCUGGCGGUUCUGUCUUCCGCCUCCUGCAGGAGGCCGAGUGGCCGGAGAGCAGCCCAGACUCCUGCAUCAAGAUCGCAGCCAUCGACAACGGCCUGGCCUUCCCCUUCAAACACCCCGACGAGUGGAGAGCUUACCCGUUCCACUGGGCGUGGCUUCCUCAGGCCAAGGUGGCCUUUUCCCAGGAAACCCGAGAGCUCGUGCUGUCCCGCCUCUCUGACAUGAACUUCGUCCAGGACCUCUGUGAGGACCUCUACGAGCUCUUCAAGGCUGAUAAGGGCUUUGACAAAACCAUGUUUGAGAGGCAGAUGUCUGUCAUGAGGGGACAGGUGUUGAACUUGACCCAAGCCCUGAAGGACGGGAAGAGCCCCAUCCAGCUGGUGCAGAUGCCCCGGGUGGUGGUGGAGCGCAGCCGCUCAGGCGGACAGGGGCGAGUCGUCACUCUGGGCAACGCCUUCACGCAAACCUUCCACUGCAAGCGCCCCUUCUUCACCUCCUGGUAGUGCGAGGGAUGAGGAGGAAAACCUCCUCGCUGUCGUCGGCCUUGAAGCCUCCCUGAAAGAUAAAACGGGAGGAAACGUCCUCCUCUCUGUGGAAAUCCUUCACACCCGUCCCUACGAGGCAGAAAAUGUGAAUCAGCGGUUUUCUCAUUUUGGGCAGAGAAAUUCCACAUCAGCCUCGCCUUACAGCUGUUCUGGUUACCAUGGUGACCUCAUUUAACGGUUGCCUUUUCCACAGCAGUGUUUUUUUUUUUCAUUCCUAAAAAGAUUUUUUUUUAAAAAGUGUCAACUUUGACGCAAAGACAGCUGGUGGCGUAAAGGCCAAAGACGCAGCUCUGAGACCUCCUGCAGGACCGCCUCUGCUCAGCGGUACUGGGAGGGAACCCCCCCUGCAGGUCCCGCUCCCGUCCACACACGUUGGCUCUGCCUUUCCUAGUUUCCCGUGGACACAUGGGCGUGCAGCUGCUCCAGAUGGAACCCAAACACGUCUUUAGAGCCACUGCUGGCAAACGAAGCCCUCCACCUUCUCCUGUUCCAACUGCCAAAUGCUUCAGUCGGAGCGACGCCAGAACGCCUCAAGCAACAAAGAUUGUUGAAACUUGAAUUUUGAGGAAGAAGUUGCUGCUCGAAUGUAAAGCUGUUUACAGUUUCUACACAGAUCCUUGUUUCUAAACAUUUCAGUACUAAAGAAGUCAGUCAGCCAGAGGCAGCCUGAUGAUGAAUGUAUGUGAUGUUUAUUUAAGGAGCAGCGUGGCUCUGCUGCACAGUACUGUGUGAAGGGAAAACCUAACCCAGGACUGAGUCAUUCUUCUUUACUAAAUGCUGAAAUCAUGAACUUUUUAUUCCAAAUCUAUGAUUGUAUGACAGAAGUUGCAUAUUUAAAAUGAUGAGAAAUGUAAAUAAAAUUUGGGAACUUUGAA